Medicago truncatula (barrel medic) is the source of this 1278-nucleotide messenger RNA. Its product is annotated as CASP-like protein 2B1. NCBI's taxonomy places the organism in Eukaryota, Viridiplantae, Streptophyta, Magnoliopsida, Fabales, Fabaceae. The transcript is spliced from 3 exons. The record is from RefSeq and is a predicted model, not a curated record. The coding region runs from base 435 to 1040 and encodes 201 amino acids.
AAACAAAAGAAAUGGGGCAUAAUAAAUUGACAGAAAUUAAGACACUCCUAUAAUCACACUUUCUUUCUAGGGAUGAAGAAACUGAUUACUACUUCUUCCUAGACAUACAAUAAAGGAGCUCAAAAAACCACAUUUUUUUCUUUCUUUUCAUUUAUAAAUCCUUAAAUGCUAAACCAGAUGUCAGAACAGACCUAUUUAAUGACUCAUGUAAUUAUAGGUUGAAAUGAAAGUGCCUUUUUUCUUACUUAACCUCUUUCUCUGUCCUAGAAACCUCCAUUCUUGACCACUUGUCACACUUUGCAGCAUUGUAUACUUGUAUCUAUGCUUUAUCAUCACUAGUUUGGAACUAUAAAGCACAAAAGUUUGUUUGAGGUAUUCUCUUGUAUUUUGUCUUGUGUUUCUUGUUUGUGAGUGUUGUGUUUUUUUAAGGAAAAAUGAGUUACUUGGGUGUAGGUGUUAGUCCUGGAACUGUUCCAGUUUAUCAUAGUACAAACAUGAAAGUGUUGGAUAGGAGGGUUAGAAUAACUGAGUUGGUUUUGAGGUUUGUGAAUCUUGGCUUAGGAGUUCUUGCAGUUGUUCUUAUUGUCACUGAUUCACAAGUUAGAGAGUUUUUCACCAUUCAGAAGAAAGCUAAAUUCACUGACAUGAAGGCUUUAGUGUUCUUGGUUGUUGCUAAUGCUAUAGCUGCUGGUUACUCCUUAAUUCAAGGUUUGAGAUGUGUAGUGAGUAUGAUUAAAGGAAGUGUGCUUUUCAACAAGCCCUUAGCUUGGGCUAUAUUUUCUUGUGAUCAGGUAAUGGCAUAUAUAACAGUGGCAGCAGUGUCAGCUGCAGCACAAUCUGCUGUGUUUGCAAAAAUGGGCCAGGAACAAUUGCAAUGGAUGAAGAUAUGCAAUAUGUAUGGAAAAUUCUGCAACCAAGUUGGAGAAGGGUUAGCUAGUGCUUUUUUGGUUAGCCUUAGUAUGGUGGUAGUAUCAUGUAUUUCAGCUUUCAGUCUCUUCCGUUUGUAUGGUGGUAGCAAAAUUAAAAAUGCUUAUUGGUAAGGUUAGGAUAAGUUAAUAUCAUAGAUUGAAAGUGAAUAAAUAAGCUACCACUCAAAUCCACUGUUUUCUUGGCCAAUUUGGUUGUUUUGCAAUUUACAAGGCUUUUUGGUGUAUACUAUAUGUAUGUAGUUGUAUUGAAUGAUGAUUGUGAUAUGAAUAUGACUUAUGAGAAUGCAGUUAUUGUAAUGUUCUAAUGCUUAUUAAUUGGUGCUAGUAAAGUUGAAAGCUCUUUGAUAUA